This is a messenger RNA of Hippopotamus amphibius kiboko, 4969 nucleotides long. RefSeq names its product phosphatidylinositol-4,5-bisphosphate 3-kinase catalytic subunit beta (gene PIK3CB). The transcript is spliced from 25 exons. NCBI's taxonomy places the organism in Eukaryota, Metazoa, Chordata, Mammalia, Artiodactyla, Hippopotamidae. Gene Ontology annotation, cellular component: plasma membrane; phosphatidylinositol 3-kinase complex; cytoplasm. The record is from RefSeq and is a predicted model, not a curated record. Bases 347 to 3604 code for a protein of 1085 amino acids. Gene Ontology annotation, biological process: phosphatidylinositol-3-phosphate biosynthetic process; cell migration; phosphatidylinositol-mediated signaling. Gene Ontology annotation, molecular function: 1-phosphatidylinositol-4-phosphate 3-kinase activity; 1-phosphatidylinositol-3-kinase activity.
CCGUCGGUCGGUGCGGCGGCGGCGGAGCUGGCCAUGGCAGUUGCGGGUGGCGGGCUGGUGUAGCGCUGCGCGGGGCAGGCGGGUGGUGCCUGAGAGAGCCGGGGAUGGGGGCGCCGCAGCUGGACGCUCGCAGCGGCCUGGGCUGCUGACCGCGCACCCGGAGCCGGGAGCUGGUGGCGGCGGCGGCGGCGGCGGCGGCGGCGGGCAGUGUAUCUUCUAAUCUGAAAAAGUCUUCCAUGAAACUUCAUUUUUAAAAAAUAAGUAAUGCCAGCUGUUUUUCUAAAAGACUGAAAUGGGGGCUAUCAUUUCAAGAGCCCUAUGGUUAUGAGUGUGCUUCCGCUUCAUAAUGCCUCCUGCUAUGGCAGACAUCCUUGACAUCUGGGCAGUGGAUUCACAGAUAGCAUCUGAUGGCUCCAUACUUGUGGAUUUCCUUUUGCCCACUGGGAUUUAUAUCCAGUUGGAGGUACCUCGGGAAGCUACCAUUUCCUAUAUUAAACAGAUGUUGUGGAAACAAGUUCACAAUUACCCCAUGUUUAACCUCCUUAAGGAAGUUGACUCCUAUAUGUUUGCAUGUGUGAAUCAAACUGCUGUAUAUGAGGAGCUUGAAGAUGAAACAAGAAGACUCUGUGAUGUCAGACCUUUUCUUCCAGUUCUCAAAUUAGUAACAAGAAGUUGUGACCCAGGGGAAAAAUUAGACUCAAAAAUUGGCGUCCUCAUAGGAAGAGGUCUGCAUGAAUUUGAUGCCUUGAAGGAUCCUGAAGUGAACGAAUUCCGAAUAAAAAUGCGCAGAUUCAGUGAGGAAAAGAUUCAGUCGCUUGUGGGAUUGUCUUGGAUGGAUUGGCUAAAGCAAACCUAUCCACCAGAGCAUGAACCAUCCAUUCCUGAAAAUUUAGAAGAUAAACUUUAUGGAGGAAAGCUCAUCGUGGCUGUUCAUUUUGAAAAUUGUCAGGAUGUGUUUAGCUUUCAAGUAUCUCCUGAUAUGAAUCCUAUCAAAAUAAAUGAAUUGGCAAUUCAAAAACGUUUGACUAUUCAUGGGAAAGAAGAUGAAGUUAGUCCCUAUGACUAUGUGUUGCAAGUCAGUGGGAGAGUAGAAUACGUGUUUGGUGAUCACCCACUAAUUCAGUUCCAGUAUAUCAGGAACUGUGUAAUGAAUAGGACCUUGGCCCAUUUUAUACUUGUGGAAUGUUGCAAGAUCAAGAAGCUGUAUGAACAGGAAAUGAUUGCCAUAGAGGCCGCCAUAAAUCGAAAUUCAUCUAACCUUCCUCUUCCUUUACCACCAAAGAAAACUCGAAUUAUUUCUCAUGUUUGGGAAAAUAACAACCCUUUUCAAAUUGUUUUGGUUAAGGGAAAUAAACUUAACACAGAAGAAACUGUAAAAGUUCAUGUCAGAGCUGGCCUUUUUCAUGGUACCGAACUCCUUUGUAAAACCGUGGUAAGCUCAGAGAUAUCAGGGAAAAAUGAUCAUGUUUGGAAUGAACCACUGGAAUUUGAUAUCAAUACUUGCGACCUCCCACGAAUGGCUCGAUUAUGUUUUGCUGUUUAUGCAGUUUUGGAUAAAGUGAAAACGAAGAAAUCAACUAAAACUAUUAAUCCCUCUAAAUAUCAGACCAUCAGGAAAUCUGGAAAAGUGCAUUAUCCUGUAGCCUGGGUAAAUACGAUGGUUUUUGACUUUAAAGGACAGUUGAGAUCUGGAGAUAUAAUAUUGCACAGCUGGUCUUCAUUUCCUGAUGAACUUGAAGAAAUGUUGAAUCCGAUGGGAACUGUUCAAACAAAUCCAUAUACUGAAAAUGCAACAGCUUUGCACAUCAAAUUCCCGGAGAAUAAGAAACAACCUUAUUACUAUCCUCCCUUUGAUAAGAUUAUUGAAAAGGCAGCUGAAAUUGCAAGCAGUGAUAGUGCUAAUGUAUCAAGUCGAGGUGGAAAGAAGUUUCUUGCUGUACUGAAAGAAAUCUUGGAAAGAGAUCCAUUGUCUCAACUGUGUGAGAAUGAAAUGGAUCUUAUUUGGACUUUGCGACAAGACUGCAGAGAGAAUUUCCCACAGUCGUUGCCAAAAUUACUGCUGUCGAUCAAGUGGAAUAAACUUGAGGAUGUUGCUCAGGUGAUUGGCAAAGCCGAAGUAUCUCACAAAUACUCAAGUGACAAACCACAAGGCAGGCAGCAGCUUCAGGCACUACUUCAGAUUUGGCCUAAACUGCCCCCCCGGGAGGCCCUGGAGCUUCUAGAUUUCAACUAUCCAGAUCAGUACGUACGAGAAUAUGCUGUGAGCUGCCUGCAACAGAUGAGUGAUGAAGAACUCUCUCAAUAUCUUUUACAGUUGGUGCAAGUUUUAAAAUAUGAGCCUUUUCUUGAUUGUGCCCUCUCUAGAUUUCUACUAGAAAGAGCACUUGCUAAUCGGAGGAUAGGGCAGUUUUUAUUUUGGCACCUUAGGUCAGAAGUGCACAUUCCUGCUGUCUCAGUACAAUUUGGUGUCAUCCUUGAAGCAUACUGUCGGGGAAGCGUAGGUCACAUGAAAGCGCUUUCCAAGCAGGUUGAAGCACUCAAUAAAUUAAAAACUUUGAAUAGUUUAAUCAAAUUGAAUGCAGUGAAGCUAAACAGAGCCAAAGGGAAAGAAGCAAUGCACACUUGUUUAAAACAAAAUGCUUACCGGGAAGCCCUCUCUGACCUGCAAUCACCUCUGAACCCAUGUGUUAUCCUCUCAGAACUCUAUAUUGAGAAGUGUAAAUACAUGGAUUCCAAAAUGAAGCCUUUGUGGCUGGUGUACAACAACAAGGUGUUUGGUGAGGAUUCAGUUGGAGUGAUUUUUAAAAAUGGUGAUGAUUUGCGGCAGGAUAUGUUGACACUCCAAAUGCUGCGCUUGAUGGAUUUACUCUGGAAAGAAGCUGGUCUGGAUCUUCGGAUGCUGCCUUAUGGCUGUUUAGCAACAGGAGACCGCUCUGGCCUCAUUGAAGUUGUGAGCACCUCUGAAACAAUUGCUGACAUUCAGCUGAACAGUAGCAAUGUGGCUGCAGCAGCAGCCUUCAACAAAGAUGCCCUUCUGAACUGGCUUAAAGAAUGUAAUUCUGGGGAUGACCUGGACCGAGCCAUUGAGGAGUUUACCUUGUCCUGUGCCGGCUACUGUGUAGCUUCUUAUGUCCUUGGGAUUGGUGACAGGCAUAGUGAUAACAUCAUGGUUAAAAAAACUGGCCAGCUCUUCCACAUUGACUUUGGACAUAUUCUUGGAAAUUUCAAGUCUAAAUUUGGCAUUAAAAGGGAGCGAGUGCCUUUUAUUCUUACCUAUGAUUUCAUUCAUGUGAUUCAACAAGGAAAAACAGGAAACACGGAAAAAUUUGGCAGGUUCCGUCAGUGUUGUGAGGAUGCAUAUCUGAUUUUACGGCGGCAUGGGAAUCUCUUCAUCACUCUCUUUGCACUGAUGUUGACGGCAGGGCUUCCUGAGCUCACAUCAGUCAAGGAUAUACAGUAUCUUAAGGAUUCUCUUGCCUUAGGGAAGAGUGAAGAAGAAGCACUCAAGCAAUUUAAGCAAAAAUUUGAUGAGGCACUCAGGGAAAGCUGGACUACUAAAGUGAACUGGAUGGCCCACACAGUUCGGAAAGACUACAGAUCUUAACGAUCAUCCUUUGCUCCUAAUGUAUUUGUUGGUUUUAUUUACUUUUCAUUUUGCACUUGCACUAAAUUGAACAUGACCCUGGCAGAGAUGUUAUAAAGGGAAUGAAAUCCUGGAAUCCAGAGUUAAAUUAAGAACAAGGCAUCCCACAAAAACCUAAUCUGAACAAUCCCUGAUGACCACCCUCUGCUUUUUGAAUGCUUCCAAGAUUCAUCAUGAAAACUGUCAACAUUAUGGAUAAUCAUUUCCUGCUGACUUUGCACGCCAAGGAAUGCUACUAGAGAUUGUUUUUUGUCUUUUUUUUUUUUUUAAGUAUUUGGUACUUUUCUGGAAAGGUGUAAAUACUUCUUUUUCCUAUUGUGACCAAGUGUUAUCACUCAGCCAACUUAUCCACACCAGGGGACCAGUAGCUGUUCUUACUUUCCAAAUGAGGCUUAAAAGAAACCUUUUUUUCUUCCUUUUUUAAAUUGUAUAAAUUACAAAUUAUAAUUUGAAAUUAUGAUUAUUUUUCAAAAGAAAUCUUUUACACCUGUGGAAACAUUAAUUCUUUUGUUGAUAUUUAUCUACCAUGAUAGCAUCAUCCCAGCCAGACUUGCUGAAAAUCUACUUGGUGAGGCAAAUAUAAUUUAUGCUGCAUAUAUAUUUAUAAAAUUUCUAGCGGGAGUUCUAUAUAAAAAGAUGUUAUUUUGAUUUUCUGCAGCCUGUGUUUUAAAGUUUUACAAAAGCAGAGCUUUUUCCUAAGUUACUUUUUAGUUAACUAUGUGAUCCAGUUCUUCCAGCUGCUUCUAUAAUGAGGCACAUAUUAAUACAGUUUUUACAUGGUAUCUAUGAAAGACUUCACUUCAUAGAGCAUUAAUACUUGAGCAAAUGUAUCCAAGACAGAAAGCAAAUGAAAAGGAAACUAUUUAUAGAAUAAAACUCCAGGCCUAAAAUUCAGUAUUUUAGUAAAAUGCCAGCUGUUCUUACUGUAUUUAUUAAAACUUGUAAUAAUGUGAUUUUUCAAGGAUAUUAGUUCAAAUUGAAAUGUUUCAUGCCACAUGGAAUUCUUUAAUUUAUUUGUUGAGGUACCAUAUAUUUAGGGUGCUAGAUGGCAGAUGAUGUUAAUAUGUGCAAUAGGAACUACUGGCUUGAAUGUGUAAAUGGAGGCUCUUUCUGAGUACUGGCAACAUCCAGCAAAACUAUUGCUUAUUCUCGAAAGACUAUUGGGAGCUCUCAAUCCUCAAUGACAUGGGAAAGAGAACUGAGUAUUUGCCCUGUGACUGAGUUUUCUAUAGGAAUUUUAUUAUUAAAGAUUGUUUAAUUUUGUUGUCUUCCUUAAUGUUCUCAGUCAAAUAAAUGGGUGAGCUGGUUUUGGCUGCUCUUGGGAUG